CUGCUUCUAAGAGCUUCCAAAACUUACUCUUUUGCAGAAACCUAAAUCUCUCUUUUACCCCAAAAAUAGGAAAUAAAUCCUCCAUUUUUUCACUAAGAAAGAAGAAUUCGAAGGGCACCAUUGUCACAAGAGAAUGGGGAGACAACAGCAAUGGCGGUCAAUUGUGGUCGUGUUGGCAUUGUUGAUGAUCGGAGCCGGAGCCGUUCCCAUCACAUAUCUCGACAGCGCCGUUGCCAAAGGCGCCGUGUGUUUGGAUGGGAGUCCACCGGCUUACCAUUUCGACAAGGGGUCUGGUUCGGGCGUGAAUAAUUGGAUCGUUCACAUGGAGGGAGGAGGAUGGUGCAAUGACAUAGCGUCAUGCAGCGAGCGUAAGAACACGAUGAAGGGUUCGUCCAAAUUCAUGAACAAAGACUUCGGCUUCUCCGGAAUCUUGGGCAGCAAACAGAGCUCCAAUCCAGAUUUCUACAACUGGAACAGAAUCAAAGUACGGUACUGUGACGGAUCUUCAUUCACCGGCGAUGUUGAGGCCGUUAAUCCGUCUAACAAACUGUUCUUCCGAGGAGCCCGAGUGUGGCGUGCGGUGAUCGAUGAUCUCAUGGCAAAGGGAAUGAACAAGGCCCAAAAUGCCAUACUUUCGGGUUGUUCGGCUGGAGCAUUGGCCGCGAUUUUGCACUGCGACCAGUUCCGUGCCAUUCUUCCCUCUUCCGCCAAUGUUAAGUGUGUUUCCGACGCCGGUUACUUCAUCCACGGGAAGGAUAUCUCAGGAGGAUCAUACAUCGAAUCUUAUUACAGUAAAGUCGUCGCUUUGCAUGGAUCUGCCAAGGGCCUGCCUGAGUCUUGCACCUCCACCACGAAACCCGAGCUCUGUUUCUUCCCGCAAUACGUGGCUCCAUCCAUGCGAACACCGCUCUUCGUGGUGAACGCCGCUUUCGAUUCUUGGCAGAUUAAGAACGUUUUGGCUCCGACUGCUGUUGAUAAAAGUAAAGAGUGGAAGAAUUGCAAGCUCGAUCUGAAGAAAUGCACCGCCGCCCAGCUCCAAACCGUUCAAGGGUUUAGGGACCAGAUGUUGAAUGCAUUGGCACCGGUUCAGAGCAUGGCGUCAGGUGGUUUGUUCCUGGACUCGUGCCAUGCUCAUUGCCAGGGCGGAAGCGCGGCUUCAUGGUCCGGCUCCCAAGGCCCCAGUGUCGAUGACACGAAAAUUGCGAAGGCCGUUGGGGAUUGGUUCAAUGACCGGAGCCCAUUCAAGAAGAUGGAUUGCCCAACGUACCCAUGCAACCCAACUUGCCCUGCCGUCUCCUCUGAGGACUAAAUAUUAUGUUUAAUAUUUAUUCUUCAUUUUUUUUUAAUAAAAUUGUCCCUAUUAUUGGAAUUACAAUAUUUAAAAACUAAGCAUGGAAAUUGGAUGUGCGAUGAUUGCUGUUCUGUUCUCAAGCAUUUUUCACUAUUUGUAAUCACAACGAUGGAUUUGAAAAUCUUGUAAUACCGUCGAUAUUUUGCCCAUUUGGAAUA
Tarenaya hassleriana is the source of this 1509-nucleotide messenger RNA. RefSeq names its product pectin acetylesterase 7-like. Gene Ontology annotation, biological process: cell wall organization. The record is from RefSeq and is a predicted model, not a curated record. Bases 134 to 1309 code for a protein of 391 amino acids. Gene Ontology annotation, cellular component: plant-type cell wall. Lineage: Eukaryota; Viridiplantae; Streptophyta; Magnoliopsida; Brassicales; Cleomaceae. The transcript has 14 exons. Gene Ontology annotation, molecular function: pectin acetylesterase activity.